This is a messenger RNA of Alexandromys fortis (reed vole), 2780 nucleotides long. It is a transcript of the gene Ankrd49, whose product is annotated as ankyrin repeat domain 49. The coding region runs from base 508 to 1227 and encodes 239 amino acids. Gene Ontology annotation, molecular function: protein binding. Gene Ontology annotation, biological process: positive regulation of DNA-templated transcription. The record is from RefSeq and is a predicted model, not a curated record. Lineage: Eukaryota; Metazoa; Chordata; Mammalia; Rodentia; Cricetidae. The transcript has 3 exons.
UCCGGAGCGGCGGGGCGGGCGACCGUGGGUGGCGGGCCACGUCUUAGGUAACGCCGAGGCAGCCUCUCCGGUGUGGGCAUCGGAAGCCCUCCCGCUAGACCGGAGAGAGACCUUUCUUCCCUCUUCCCCUGACGAUCGCCCCAGGAUCCCCGGUCACCACUUGUGCCUUACUUUGUGUGCUGAGAGAACCGUGAAGAGAGUGGAGUAAAAAUAAUGUGGAGCGUUGAACUAAAUCAGACCCCAGAAAGGUCCUGAUGCUGAUGCGGGGCAACUUGUCUUAAACUGUCAGAGUCUCAGCGCAGUCCUCUGAAAUGGGACGUGGGGCUCCAUCUCACUGAGAUGAGAAUUGGAACAGUUCGUAUCUCUCUAAAAUGGAGUGUUGCCUUUAAGUUAAGGAACGCCCUAUUCCUCCAUAAUGAUUGGAAUGACCAAACAAUGCAGAUGUAAUCUGUCUCUAGAAAGACUGUCCCCUAGUGCUUGAAAUGCUUUUUUAGAAUAGUAGCAAAAAUGGAAAAAGAAAAAGUAAGGGAUGAUGAAACACCAGACCCAGAAAACUCUUUGGACUUUUCUGAACAGUUUAAUCAGCUCGAAUUGUUGGAAACCCAUGGACACCUGAUUCCCACUGGUACUCAGAGUCUCUGGGUAGGCGAUUCUGAUGAAGAGGAGGAGCAAGAAGAAAAACACGAAGAAUGGUAUCAAUUGCAAGAGAAAAAAAUGGAAAAAGAUCCAAGCAAAUUGCUUCUUUGGGCUGCUGAAAAAAAUCGGCUUGCUACAGUGCAGAGGCUACUUUCUGAGAAGGCCACUGAAGUGAACACUAGGGACGAAGAUGAGUACACCCCUCUUCACCGAGCAGCCUACAGUGGACACUUAGAUAUUGUUCGUGAGCUGGUGGCUCAAGGGGCAGAUGUUCAUGCAGUGACUGUGGAUGGCUGGACACCACUACACAGUGCUUGUAAGUGGAAUAACACCAGGGUGGCCUCCUUCUUACUUCAGCACGAUGCAGACAUCAAUGCCCAAACAAAAGGCCUCUUGACCCCUUUGCACCUUGCUGCUGGGAAUAGAGACAGCAGGGACACCCUGGAACUCCUCCUGAUGAAUCGCUACAUCAAACCAGGGCUGAAAAACAACUCACAAGAAACCGCUUCCGACAUUGCCAGGAGGACAAGCGUCUAUCACUACCUCUUUAAAAUCGUGGAAGACUGUACCAACUCUUCACCUCCGUCUUAAUGGCUCUAGUCAUUUUCUUAAGCUUCAAAGUACCAGUGCCUCCUAUGUAUGAGAUGUAAAAUAUCCCCAUAUACAGAGAGCAGAUGUCUCACUACAGAAAUUUUGUUGGAUGAAUCACAGUUUUCUUUUAAGUGACCUGCCUGACCUUGGUGUCAAAGUGUAUUUGAGAGGUGUCUGGAUGCAGCUGUGGUGAAUGCUACAGAUAUUGUGAUUUUUAUCAGAGGUAAUUUUAACUGGACAUGGGUAAUAGAGAAGCUAAGGAUAUUUUUUGGUGCUGAUCCAAGAGAAAAGUAUUUUUUAAAUAUCCCAUACCCUGGGUCUUUGUUCAGUGUUCAGCAUAUUGACUUGUAUUUUUAUAAGCUAAGAUAACUCCAAAUUUUCAUCUUCAACAUACUGGUGCAGUUCCGCUGUCUUUUCUGCAUCUCCAGUUGCUUUCAUUCUAAACAAGAAACACUAACAUAUUCGUGACUUACAUCUUCGUAAGUUCAAAAAAUAGUGAAAUAUUUAGGUGUAUUGUAAGAUGUAGCCAUUCUGAGGAAAGCAGUUAGGGAGAUGUUUAAUCCUGGAAUGUUUUACACUGCCUCCCCCACCACAUUCCUCAUAAUCCUGUGGACAGUCCUACCUCACCCUGGUCAACCCAUGUGACCCUUAUUGUUAUGGCCAGUCAGUGUCACUUUGACAUGCACAAAACUGUACCUUGGUCCAAGAGAUUAAAACUGCCCUCUGAAGGGUUGACCCGUCUCUCUCUCCCUGCUGGUUUGGGCACUACUUACCUAGACUCAGUGAGUUCCAGGAAAUGUCCACCGCUACCCCUCAGCCCUCAUUUUCUACAAGCCAUGACAAAGGCAAAGGCACACAGAAUCGUAACAGUGAGGAGUGAUUAUCAUAUGGGACCAGAACAACAAGUGGCUCAGGCUUUCUUACAAAAACCAAACAAGAGACAAAAUAUGGGUAGUGACACAGCAUAACUAGAAAUAGAGUAGAAACUGACAGUGCAGAAGGCGUGAAUUCUUCUUUAACUGGCACAGAACUUCACUGGAUCUGGCACCUUUGUUCAAGUUCAAGCUGCAUUAACUUUUCUCUUCCUGGUGCCUGCAACAUAGUUUGUGAUGGACUCCCUAGCCCCUCUGUAUUCCCAAAGAGUCUUCUCACCACGAGAACUCGAGUCCAAGGGAAAGACCACGAGGGGCUCAUUGUCCGCGUCAGCUUAGACUCACCCAGGAGUUGGCCUCUAGCGUGUCUGGAAGGGAAUUAAUAGAAAGGUUUAGCUGAAGAGAGACUGCGUGUCCAAAUGUGUGUGGCACCGUCGCAUGGGCUCAAGUCCCAGAUUAAAUAAAAAGGAGAAAGCAAGCUAAGAACCAGUGUUUGUGUCUGCUUUCUCACUGGGUACAGUGACAGCUACUUCACACACACUGCUUUGCCUUCCCUACCACAGUGACUGCCUCUUACACCAUAACACUCAAGUGUUUGGUCACAGCGAGAAGAAAAACAGCUGUCCUUUCCAAUGUCAUUUUUAAAUGUCGACCUAAUUUCGUCUUUUGGGCCAACCCACA